Anopheles nili is the source of this 10860-nucleotide messenger RNA. RefSeq names its product protocadherin-like wing polarity protein stan (gene stan). Gene Ontology annotation, cellular component: cell-cell junction; plasma membrane. The transcript is spliced from 7 exons. Gene Ontology annotation, molecular function: G protein-coupled receptor activity; calcium ion binding. Gene Ontology annotation, biological process: G protein-coupled receptor signaling pathway; homophilic cell-cell adhesion; cell surface receptor signaling pathway. The record is from RefSeq and is a predicted model, not a curated record. The coding region runs from base 1 to 10860 and encodes 3619 amino acids. Lineage: Eukaryota; Metazoa; Arthropoda; Insecta; Diptera; Culicidae.
AUGAACGUGCAACGGUGCUGGCCAGCGGCGAAUAUCGCAUUGAUUGCGGCGCUUCUUCAGCUCGUGCUGCUGUACCGUGCUUGCAAUGGGUACAUGAUUUUAGCGAGCGAAUCUGACGAACCCGGCAAGGUGUUGUUUAAUUCUUCCGUUUACAAGCUCGGCUCCGAGAGACAGUACAAAAUCAACGCACACAAAACGGCCCACUACGUGCAUCACUUGCUGCGAGUGGACCCGCAGAAUGGGCAAGUGAGCCUGAAGCGCAAACUGAAAUGUGAUGGCAUCUACUAUCCUACCCUGUUCACGUUUUACGUCGACUCUACCUCGAACAGGCUCCGAAGUAUAGAUUAUUACAGCUUACCGAUAAGGGUGUUUAUUGUGGGCCGGAACUGCUCCGACGAGGACGAAGCCGUGGUCGCCAGUUUUCGGAAGCUGUUUGAAGAGGAUGACACCGGGUACAAUCGCCACCAACACCAUAGGCACAAGCGAGCGGUAGCGGCCAGAAUUGACGAGGUUCAAGACAGUGUCUCCCUCAGGACCUUCCAGCAGAUGGAUGCCGAUGAGCACGAUCAACGAAUGUACGGCGAGUACUUGGGCGAUCGGUUCCAUUACUAUCGUUCGGAGUAUCCGUGGUUAGCGGCCACCAGUGUUACAAAUUACACCACCUUCCGGGAAGGUGACGUGCUGUUCGACACUGUGCUGGACAACGAGUACCGACACGGCAUUAUCACACGCAAGCGGCGAGAAAUUCGCGAUCUGCCGGCAGAUCGCAUCCAUCGGAAGAUAGCGGAUGCCAAGCAGUGGAUUUCGGAGACGUACGCAUCGUACGCAAUUCACACGACAGAUAAAUGGAAGCACAUCUGUCUGAAAAAAUCACAAUACAUAAACUCGAUCAAUGCUUUCCUGCCCAAGACGGUGCUGCACCAUUGCACCGUUCGUUAUUUGGACGUGAACGACGAACGGUUUGAGAUUGAGACCCGCUCGGGGGAUUUGAUUGCCACCGGGGACUUGUGCAUUCCGGAGACGCUCUGGAAAGUGAUUAUAACGUACAACGUAAAGUGCGACCGGAACGAUAUUGUAGAUGCGGACCAUCGGCUGAAGAUUGUGUACCACCAUCAGGAGCUGAAUGACACCGAUAUAGCGAAGCGUGUCCGAAGGGAGCUACGGAAUCAAAGUCCUUACUUCGAGCAAGCCCUUUACGUGGCGUCCGUGUUGGAGGAGCAGCCACCGGGAGCCAAUGUCAUUACGGUGCGUGCCCGCGAUCCGGAAGAUUCACCGGUGGUGUAUUCGCUCGUUUCGCUGUUGGAUUCGCGAUCGCAGGCAAUGUUUAAGGUAGAUUCGCGCACAGGAGUCGUCACAACGUCCUCCACGCUCGAUCGCGAGCUGAUGGAUGUGCACUACUUCCGUGUGAUUGCAACGGACGAUAGUUUCCCGCCGCGUUCCGGCACGACAACGCUGCAGGUGAAUGUUUUGGAUUGUAACGAUCACACGCCAACGUUUGAGGCGGAUCAGUUUCAUGCUACCGUUCGCGAAGGAGUUGGUGUUGGCUCGACGGUUAUUACGAUCAGAGCCACGGAUCAGGAUAUGGGGAAAAAUGCCGACAUUGAGUAUGCAAUAACAAGCAUCAUGGGAGAGCACCAGCAGCAUCCGACGCCAUUGGUUGACGGCAACGGGGAAAACGGUCCAAUCGAACCGGACAAUAGCAGUGCACAAAAGUUCCGCAUCGAUGCUCGCACCGGUACGAUAUCAACUCGCAGUGCUCUCGAUCGGGAGGUUUCGGGCUUGUACACUAUCGUUGUGACAGCUACCGAUAUGGCCACAUCGCAGACUGAACGCAAAUCGGCCACCACGACGGUGUUGGUAAAGAUACUGGACGAUAAUGACAACUAUCCGCAGUUUAGCGAGCGCACUUACACGGUGCAGGUACGGGAAGAUCAGUGGGCGAAUGAGAACAAUGUGAUUGCCCAUAUCCAGGCUUCGGAUGCGGACCAGGGAAAUAAUGCAGCCAUUCGCUACGCCAUCAUUGGUGGAAAUACGCAAUCGCAGUUUUCCAUCGAUUCGAUGAGUGGUGAUGUCUCUCUGGUGAAACCGCUCGACUACGAAAGCGUCAGGAGUUAUCGGCUUGUUAUCCGCGCCCAGGACGGCGGAAGUCCUUCCCGUUCCAACACGACGCAGCUGCUGGUGAACGUGCUUGAUGCCAACGACAAUGCGCCGCGGUUCUACACCUCUCAGUUCCAAGAGGCUGUACUCGAGAGCGUGCCCGUGGGUUAUAACAUCGUGCGGGUGCAGGCUUACGAUUCGGACGAGGGAGCAAAUUCCGAGAUUACCUACAGCAUACAGAAUCGAGAUGACGGGAUGCCAUUGGCCGUCGACUCAAGGACCGGUUGGAUCCACACGACGAAAGCUCUGGAUCGCGAGGAACAAAGUCGCUACAGCUUUCAAGUGGUCGCUGUGGACGGCGGUAUCCCUCCGAAAUCGGCCAGCACGUCUGUCAUUGUGACGAUCCAGGACGUGAACGAUAACGAUCCGACGUUCAGUCCCAAGUACUACGAAGCGAUGCUGGCUGAGGAUCAACCACCCGGCACACCGGUGACGACAGUUACCGCCACGGAUCCGGACGAGGAUUCCAGGCUUCACUACGAAAUUACAGCCGGAAACACUCGUGGGCGUUUUGCGAUAACGUCACAGAAUGGGCGCGGGUUGAUAACAAUUGCGCAACCGUUGGAUUAUAAGCAGGAGCGAAGGUUUGCCCUUACCAUCACGGCUACUGACAGUGGCCAGCGAACGGAUACGGCGGUGGUCAACAUCAACAUAACGGAUGCGAAUAAUUUUGCGCCCGUUUUUGAGAACGCUCCCUACAGUGCAUCCGUGUUCGAGGAUGCCCCAAUCGGAACGACGGUUUUGGUGGUGUCUGCAUCGGAUAGCGACGUAGGGAUUAAUGCACAAAUAACGUACUUGCUAAACGACGAAUCCGUGAACGGGCUUGGUGCGAACGAACCGUUUACAAUUAACGCCCAAACUGGGGCCAUCAUCACGAAUGCGAAAUUGGAUCGCGAGAGCACUAGCGGCUAUCUGCUGACCGUGACCGCGAAAGACGGAGGAAAUCCGUCUCUCAGCGACACAACGGACGUGGAAAUCAGCGUGACAGACGUGAACGACAAUGCGCCCGUGUUUAAGGUGCCGCUUUAUCAAGCAACUAUUCCCGAAGACGCCUUAAUUGGAACGUCGGUAGUGCAGAUUGCAGCCACCGAUCUCGACAUGGGACUGAAUGGCCGCGUAAAGUACGCCCUCAGUCAGCGAGACAUGGACGAGGGUUCGUUCGUGGUAGAUCCCAUUUCUGGUGUGAUACGAUCGAACAAGGGACUUGAUCGCGAGAGUAUCCCCGUGUACCAUCUGACUGCAAUCGCAAGCGACAAAGGAACACCAACGAUGAGCAGCAGCGUAGAGGUGCAGAUACGGUUGGAUGAUGUAAACGAUUCUCCGCCGACAUUUACCUCGGAUAAGCUGACAUUGUACGUUCCGGAAAACAGCCCCGUUGGUUCGGUGGUUGGAGAAAUUUACGCGCAUGAUCCCGACGAGGGUGUGAACGCGAUCGUGCACUACUCUAUCAUCGGUGGAGAUGAUUCAAAUUCGUUCUCGCUGGUCACCCGUCCAGGCUCGGACCGAGCUCAACUGCUGACCAUGACGGAGCUGGAUUAUGAGUCGACGCGAAAGCGCUUCGAACUGAUUAUACGCGCUGCAAGCCCACCGCUGCGAAACGAUGUGUAUGUCGAAAUUUUGGUCACCGACGUCAAUGACAAUGCGCCGGUGUUGGGCGAUUUCCAGGUGAUCUUUAACAAUUUCCGCGAUUGCUUCCCGAGUGGCGUUAUUGGGCGAAUUCCCGCGUUCGAUGCCGACGUUACGGACAAACUCACGUACCGCAUCCUCUCAGGGAAUAAUGCUAAUUUGCUGCGAUUAAACAGCUCGACAGGUGGGGUUACCUUAAGCCCGCAGCUCAACACGAACGUGCCCAAGUUUGCUACGAUGGAAGUGUCCGUGACGGAUGGGAUUAACGAGGCGAAGGCGAUCAUGCAGCUGAUUGUUCGCCUGAUAACGGAAGAUAUGCUAUUCAACUCGGUCACCGUGCGGUUGGACGAGAUGACGGAGGAAGCUUUCCUGUCGCCACUGUUGGGCUUUUUCCUCGAUGGAUUAGCGGCCAUCAUUCCUUGCCCGAAGGAAAACAUUUUUCUAUUUUCCAUACAGGAGGAUAUCGACGUGAGUGGAAAGAUAUUGAAUGUUAGUUUCUCCGCCCGUAGGCCAGAUGUGGCAUUUGAAGCGUACUAUAGCUCACAGUAUCUGCAGGAGCGAAUAUACCUGAACCGUGCCAUACUAGCUCGGCUGGCCACCGUUCGUGUGCUACCGUUCGACGACAAUCUAUGCGUGCGAGAACCGUGCCUAAACUAUGAGCAGUGUCUGUCUGUGCUAAAGUUUGGCAACGCCUCCGGCUUCAUACACAGCGAUACAGUGCUGUUCCGUCCGAUACAUCCAGUGAACACUUUCGCCUGCAAGUGUCCCGAAGGAUUCACGGGUAGUAAAGAGCACUACCUCUGCGACACGGAGGUCGAUCUCUGCUACUCUGACCCAUGCCAGAACGGAGGAAGCUGCAUCCGAAGAGAGGGAGGUUAUUCAUGCGUUUGCAGCGAGCAGUACACCGGUAUCAACUGCGAGACGGCGAUUGCAAGUUUGAAACCGUGCAUCUCAGAAGUAUGUGGCGACGGUUACAGCUGUCUUACCAGCGGCCAAGGUGGCCAUUGGCCACCGUAUACGAAAACCUGUGAGCUGAUGUCGCGUUCGUUCACGCGCAAUUCCUUCCUCACGUUCCCUGGGAUGCGGCAGCGGCAUAGAUUUAACAUUAGGCUAAAGUUUGCGACCGUUCGCGACAGUGGACUGCUCCUGUAUAACGGGCGCUACAAUGAGCAGCACGAUUUUAUCGCCCUGGAAAUUAUCAACGGCAAGGUGGUGUUUUCCUUUUCGCUCGGAGACAAAGUGGAAUCGGUUACGGUCAACCAGCAGCGCAAAGUGUCAGACGGCAAUUGGCACACCGUGGAGGUCAGGUACUUCAACCGUACGGUGCUCCUGUCCCUAGACAGAUGUGAUACGGCAACUGCAGUGGCAGCGCUAGGAGAGCGUUGGAACUGUGCGAAUCAAACGACACUCGUAUUGGAUCGCCGGUGUGCCUCGCUGGUUGAACCGUGCCAUCGUUUCUUCGAUCUUACCGGUCCUCUGCAAAUCGGCGGAUUACCGAAAAUCCCGGCCUAUUUCCAGAUACAGUCGCACAGCUUCAUUGGCUGCAUUUCGGAUCUGUUCAUCGAUGAGCGGUACGUCGAUUUGGGAGCAUACAUUGCCGAUAACGGCACGGUAGCUGGGUGUCCGCAAAAGGCGGCAUCGUGUGCGUCAGAGCCUUGCUUCAAUGGAGCAACGUGUCGAGAAGGCUGGGGCGAAGGAUGGGAAUGUGACUGUCCGGAUGGUUUCACGGGUAAUGCCUGCCAGGAGUCGGUAGCGUUGCCGUGGCGCUUUCACGGUGACGGUAUUCUGAGCUUCAAUCCGCUGCUCCGUCCCAUUCAGUUGCCCUGGUUGACUACGUUUUCUAUGCGCACGCGUAAGCGGGACACCUUCGUAAUGGAGAUCCAGGUGGGCCAGAACAGCUCCGCCGUAGUGUCGUUACGCGAUGGCAUCUUGCAGUACGCCUACAAUGGCGAACCGUUGCAACUUGGCGGUGCAGAUCUCGCCGAUGGCCGUUGGCAUCGUGUGGAAAUCAAGUGGAUGGGCACCGAGGUGUCUCUUAUGGUGGACUACGGCCAGCGGAAUGGCGUGUUUCCGGUGGCGCAAAAGAUCCAGGGAUUGUACGUGGGAAGGAUCGUGAUUGGAGGGCUGGAAGGAACGAUCGGGCAGCAUUAUAGUGGAUCAUCAGAAAACUUCGAAGGCUGCAUUCAGGACGUGCGCGUUGGAGGAGUACAGUCGGUGUUGAAACGGCCAACAGUGCGGGAAAAUGUGCAUGAUGGAUGCGCCUCGAUUGCGAAAUGUCCCGACGGUUGUCCUGAGGAAUCGGUUUGCGUAAGCAAUUGGGAUGAGGCGUACUGCGAAUGUCUGCACGGGUUCGUUGGCAGCGAGUGUAAGCCGGUUUGCACCGUAAAACCUUGCUCGGACAAUGGAAUCUGCCGGGCAGAUACGCUUAACACGAAGGGAUACCGAUGCGAUUGUAACAGCAGCUCGAGCUCAGGCGAGUACUGCGAGAACACCGUCCAGCAACCGUGUCCCGCUGGAUGGUGGGGUGAGCGCAGCUGUGGCCCAUGCAAAUGUAACGUCAAGCAGGGUUAUCACCCCAACUGUGACAAGAGCACGGGUCAGUGUUACUGCCGGGAGAAUCACUAUCAACCGACGAACGAUACAGUUUGUUUGCCCUGCGAAUGUUACACCGUUGGGUCGUACGGAAAAUCCUGCAACAGCUCUGGACAGUGCGAAUGUCGUGACGGCGUCAUUGGAAGGCGAUGUGACUCGUGUUCGAACCCGUACGCGGAGGUAACCCUUAAUGGAUGCGAGGUUGUCUACGAUGGCUGCCCAAAAUCGCACUCGGCUGGACUCUGGUGGCCACGGACCGGUUUUGGAGAGUUGGCAGUGGAAAACUGUCCCUCACCGGCCAGAGGAAAAGGAACGCGACGCUGUGAUCAGGUGGAAAGCGGCUGGGGUCCUCCGGAUAUGUUUAACUGCACCUCGGAAGCGUUCUUAGACCUUCGCCGACAGCUGUCGCAGAUUGAAGUAGAUGGAUUAGAGCUCAACACGUUUAUAUCGGUGAAGGUGGCUGCAAGUCUGCAGGAAGCAUGCGCCGCCGUAGGAGGCCAAAGAGGCGGGGAUCGGACUGGGGACAUGACGCGUGAUAGCCGUAUGCAUGAUUUCUAUAUCAUCGAUCCCGAUAAAUCAAGCUCGCCAGGUUCGGCAGUAUCACUUUGGCGCGAGGACGACUUUGAACUGGAUUAUCUGCUGAACGACGGGCAAUCCUUCAUGCAAAAUAAGCUGUACGGAGCUGAUUUGUUGAUUACUGAUCGUUUACUGCACGAGCUGAUGCGUUACGAGUCAUAUCAGAGCGGUUUAAACCUUUCUCACAGCCAGGAUAAGCACUACGUUGGUAAUUUGGUCCAAAGUGCAGGUGAAAUACUGGACCGAAGGUACGCGAAUGAAUGGAAAAGAGUGCAAGAUUUGACGGGGCGUGGUCCAGGCAACUUGGUGGACGCCUUCAAUCGAUACAUGAUCGUUUUGGCGCAGUCACAACAUGACACCUACACGAAUCCAUUUGAAAUUGUCGACAAGAACAUGGUGUUGGGUAUGGAUAUUGUGACGGCAGAGUCGUUGUUUGGGUACGAAUCGCAAAUGGUGAAACAAUACAACCAAGGCGCCAAGCAGCAAAGUAAAGGCAAUCCAGACCAUCCCCGUGGACAACACCCGGAGACGGUCAUCCUACCUGAUACGAGCUCGUUUCUGCAAAAUUCGCCCAAGCAAAAACAACCGCUAAUUGCGUUUCCCAAGUACAACAACUAUAUGCAGGAUCAAUCCAAAUUUGAUCGCCACACAAAGGUGCUUAUUCCGUUGGACAUGCUGGGUAUCACUGCCCCCGAUAAGAACGAAGUGGUCAACCAGAUCGCCGAACAUCGUGCCAUUUUCACAUACGCACAAUAUAAAGAUGCCGGGGAACUUUUCCCGGCCAAUUUCGAUGAAACCGUAACACGCCGUUGGGGUGUAGAGAUGCAAAUCGCGAGCAGCCUACUGUCGAUAGCCAUCGUGACACCUGACAUGACUAAGGACUCAACGUUGCAGGUCAUUCCCUCGGUGUCGGGGAUGAUCGAUAGACAAGAUAACGUUCACGCGGAAACAAUUGCUCCACCGCCGUCGAAACUCUCAGAUCGACCGAACGACAAGCUUUCGAUGAGUGAAAUUAAAAUUUCCAUCCACGAUAUGAGCGAUCAAGAGGACGGACUAGACACGUUCGAUCAGCAUGCUCCGCAGCAGGUUCCGCUCGUGAAGACGGCAGACGAUGGAGAUGAUUUCUUCCACGAUGUCGAUAUGCCUGAAACGGUAGUACUGGCAAGGAGCGAACAUGUCGACCGAUCGCCGGAAGGAACGAUCAGAAAGCGGCGUGCAAGCAUUGUAUCCGCGCCGGUUGAAAUCGGUGGAGCUGCGUCGGGCGAGAUGGACGGAACAUCCCGCACCAAUUACGUUCCACUCGGCCAGCCUCAUUUGACGCAAGCGCUCAAAUUACAAAUGUGGUUAAACAUUCCUAGGAAUCGGUUUGGGCCGCGAUCGAACCCACAGUGUGUCCGUUGGAACUCGCACGCAAACCUGUGGACCCGCAUCGGAUGCCAAACCGAAAUUCCCAACUAUGAAUCCAUCGGGCACAAUGAUACGAUACUGGUAAACUGUACGUGCAACCAGCUGGCAACGUACGCUGUGCUGGUGGACAUCAUCGAUCCAGAAGACAUUCCCGAGCCGUCGCUUCUGGUGCAAAUUACCUCGUACUCUGCGUUCUUGCUCUCGCUUCCCAUUUUGUUUGCGGUGAUCAUAUCGCUGGCCUUACUACGUGGACUGCAGACUAACUCGAACAGCAUUCACCAGAAUUUGUUGUUUUGCAUUUUCUCCGCCGAGUUGCUUUUCUUUAUCGCUAUCCAGGCGCGACGGGAACUGCUUGAUAACGAGUUCCCGUGCAAACUAGUCGCUAUUGCAUUGCACUACUCCUGGCUAGCCGCAUUCGCGUGGACCACAGUGGAUUGCGUUCAUCUGUACCGCAUGUUGACUGAAAUGCGGGACAUCAACCAUGGUCCGAUGGGAUUCUAUCACACGGUCGGAUACGGAGCGCCUGCUCUGCUCGUGGGUCUAGCCGUGGGUGUGCGCGUGCAUGAAUAUGGCAACAGUUUGUUCUGUUGGUUAUCUGUGUACGAGUCCGUUAUCUGGUGGAUGGUUGGCCCAAUUGCGAUCGCGUCGAUAUUGGAUCUAUUUAUCCUUUUCUUAUCCGUGAAGGCAGCUUUCACGAUCAAGGAUCAUGUGCUGGGAUUCGGCAACCUUCGCACCCUGGUGUGGCUGUCGGUUGUGUCCCUGCCGCUGUUGGGCAUCAUGUGGGUGCUUGCCGUGCUGUCUGCGUCGGACAACUCGCAGUUAGUCAACAUGCUGCUGUCCGCUGUUGUGUUGAUGCACUCACUUUUCUCCAUAAUUGGGUAUUGCAUCAUCAACAAACGCGUGCGUGAAAACCUACACAACGCAUUCCUACGGUGCAUUGGUCGCAAGGUGCCACUGUUGGAAUCAUCGAUUGCCAUCAGCAACAGCUCCCAAAACGUGGGUUCGCCAAAAACGGCUGGAUUUGCGGGCACCUCGAGUGGACAGUACGAUACUGCCCGGCGCAACAUUGGAAUCAGUACGUCCAGUACGACCUCACGCAGCACGGCGAAAACAAGCUCCAGCCCUUAUCGUAGUGACGGUCAGUUCCGCCACACUUCAACGUCGACUUCCAACUACAACAGCGAUGGGGUAGCAUCGUAUAUGCGUGGGCACUAUGAGGAGAGUGCUUUGCGAAAGAUCAAGAACGGUGGCCAAGGGCGAGAUGGUGAACGACGCAGCCAUCGACGACACCGACGUGAUUCCGACUCGGGUAGUGAAACUGAUGGUCGCAGUUUGGAGCUUGCCUCUAGCCACUCGAGCGAUGACGAAGAAUCACGGGUUGGUCGUAACAGCAGCACGCAUCGUAGCACUGGCGUAUGCAGUACAUCGUAUCUACCAAACAUCACGGAGCACGUGGCCACCACACCGCCGGAGUUGCACGUUGUCCAGAGUCCACAGCUAUUCCCCAAUGUCACACCAACGAGAUGGCCAAAUCAGAACACUGCAAACUAUUUACCACCCGGAAAUGGACGAUGGUCGCAAGAGACAGGAUCGGAUAACGAGGCGCACCCCCACAAAUCUCCCACCAGCGGUGGCUCGUUACCGAAUCCAGACAUUACGGAAACAUCGUACCUUCAUCAGAACCGCAUGAACAUGCCACCCUCAAUUUUGGAAAACAUACAAGAAAAUUAUAACAUUGGCUAUUCAAACACAGAUCUGCAUAGUGAUCGAAACUACAGUAACUACGGCACGGCCGAUAACUACAUACCACCAACCGACUAUGCGAAGCGCUACGACCCGCAAGCACAGUCGAAUCCUUCGAGCACUCUCCCGCACCAUUAUGCAUCGUCGGUUAAUGGUAGCAAUGGAGGAGGUGUGCCUAUUGCCGAAGCACGGCAUACAGGCUCAAUGCAGAUCAUCAAUCACAUGCGUACAUACCAGCAUGAGAAUCCCUACGCACUAAAGGAGUCGCUAUACGAUCGAUCGCGCACUCUCGGCUACGGGACAGGUGGUGCUGAAUCGCCGUAUCACGGUCACCCGCUGGGAGCUCCCACGGAUCUGUACAGCCCACCCGGAUCUCACGUGAUGUCGUUUAAAUCGAGCGUGCAAUCGUUGUUGAAAAACGAUUACCAACAGCAACAGCGACAGCAGCAAAAGAAUCAUCAAUCAGGAGCAGGAAAUGGCGGGGAUUCCGAUAGGAUGUCGGAAGGAUCCGAUAAAAAUCCGUACAACUUCCCGUACACCGCCGAGGAGGAUCAUCUAGUGCAUAAUGGGGCGUCCAGAACACACCAUGGUAACGGAAUGGAAAGUAUUCCACAGCUGGACCAUUCGGCAGCGUCUCCUCCUCCACCACAGCUGUUAAUGAGAGGCACGGAAGGGAUGUCCCCUGCACCGUUACAAUCCAUGGGACAGUUGGGAGCUGCAAAUGAAGCAAUCAACGAUGACGAUGAGACGACCGUGUAG